Trematosphaeria pertusa is the source of this 1780-nucleotide messenger RNA. RefSeq lists its product as uncharacterized. The transcript is spliced from 3 exons. Lineage: Eukaryota; Fungi; Ascomycota; Dothideomycetes; Pleosporales; Trematosphaeriaceae. Bases 195 to 1481 code for a protein of 428 amino acids. The record is from RefSeq and is a predicted model, not a curated record.
CCCACGUCUUGACGAGGCGUGUGGCUUGGACCGUCACAGACGAAUGAGGGAGAGUGCCUGAUCACCCACAUCGGGAGCUGCGCAAGGUUCCCCAUCGAAUAUGCGGGCAUUAGCCUUUCCAUUUCUUUCUUCUUAAAUCUCACGACUUGCACACCAGGCAGGCAGAUCCUCAGUUUAGCAUAGCAUUCAACACCAUGGACCAAGGCCCUGAACGCGAUCCUAAGCCACCAACUCGUCUCAAGCCGCCAGUGAACGGCCCUGACCUUGCACCACCAUACUUGACUCCGACGCCACUGUUUCCUGCACCCGCGCAAGCCCGGAAGGGCCCAACCACAAAGGUCCAUAAGGUUGAGUGCUGGGUUUUUGAUGGAGCUUCGCCCGUCACUGCAUCUGAAGGUGGUACCUUCACCAGGGACCAGAUCACCGACUGGCUCAAGGCACCCAGCCCGACUACGCAGAGUGCCGUCAAGCCUGCCGCUGGACUUCGACUCGUUUGCUGGGAGCAGCAAGACUCGAUGAAAUGGCCUUUUGACAAGGCUACAUGCGAGGCCAUCCAAGAUGCCCUGGGUUUGCCCAAGGCCUCCUCCUAUCUCAACUUGCCCAAGUCUGGUGCCUGCGGGAAGUAUCUUGGGAUACCCGGACAGCCGAUCUUUAUCUACCACCGGUCAAACAACAACGGCACGAUCUCGACAGUCCUCAAGUACGACUCAGCCGCCAAUAUCACCACCGGCUACGCCCUUUUGGGGCCGCGUAUCUCCCUGGAGGAUUUGUGCACCAAGCUGCGCUCUCAGUUCCCCGCAUUCGCCCAUCCACUGCUCGUCUCGGCCGUCCUGCUCGAGCUCACGGCGACCGAUCUCAUGCGCGAGCUGUACCACAUCAACCGCCUCCUGACCGCGUCUGAAUACAAAACGCAGUCCGGCGACUGGGAAAUCAAAGACUCCCUCGCAAACGCAGACCCCAACGCAGCGCCCAAACCCGCUGCCCUAGUCCUACCGCCCGCCCCCGGAGAAGCCUCGUGGUGGCACGACGCCGCCACGGCGGAGAUGCAAAACGAGCCGAGCUACUGGAAAGACAUGAGCCGGGAAAUGCAGGACUGCACGGACAACCACCAGCUGGCGCGCAUCCUCGGCUUCCUGGGCUGCCGCUUCGCGUUCAUGAACGCCGCUGUGCAGUGCAGUCUCGCGACGGUCGAGUUCACGCUGCAGGAGAUCGGCUUGAUGAACGACUACGUCGCGCCUGCGAACCGGCGCAGGCUCAGGGGCGUCAUGAACGGCGCGGCGCUGAGGGAUCGCGCGGAGCUGCUGCAGAGCAAUCUGCGGCAUAUGGCGGUGUUUGCGGCGAUUGGGCCGCGCAUGCAGACGCAGCAGACUGUUGUAAGUGCUUUGGCCUUGGUAUUGAUAGUUCGCCAUGGUUUUUUUACGUGGGAAGGACUCGCAGGUCAAUUGCUAACGGAGUCACUGCGCGGCCUCACAGCUGUUUAAUCUCAUCAAUAUCGGCAUGGCGCGAGACUCGAAGGAGCUGGCCGCGGCGAGUAAGCGGGAUAGUUCGGCCAUGAAGGUCAUCGCCGUGCUGACAGCGCUUUUCCUGCCGGGCACCUGUAUCGCUACUUUAUUUGCCAUGCCUAUCCUCAACUGGAAUGCGUUUUCCAUGCGCGAUGUUAUGACUAGCCACUUCUGGCUUUACUGGGCUGUGACUAUCCCCCUGACGAUCGUGGUCAUGGCUAUUGUUGGCGCUUAUGGGUUGGUCCAGGCGAGGGAGAACAGGAGGGCCGCGGACAAGG